This is a messenger RNA of Vigna umbellata (rice bean), 2531 nucleotides long. RefSeq names its product Major facilitator superfamily protein (gene G3PP4). Gene Ontology annotation, molecular function: transmembrane transporter activity. Lineage: Eukaryota; Viridiplantae; Streptophyta; Magnoliopsida; Fabales; Fabaceae. Gene Ontology annotation, cellular component: membrane. Gene Ontology annotation, biological process: phosphate ion homeostasis; transmembrane transport. The record is from RefSeq and is a predicted model, not a curated record.
AUGUUGAUGUUACUACUACAAAAGAGUAACACAAGCCAGGUGUAGCAGCCAAAGUGAACGGUGGUGACCGCCGAGUCGUUCUACACCACCGGUCUCUCUAACUCCACGUGGCAGUCUCUGAAUGCAUCAAUCAUUGCCACGGUUUUCUCUCUCUCUCUCUCUCUCUCUCCCUUCCGCCAUUCUCGCUCCCCCUCUUAUCCCUCCCCAAAAAGCUCUUCUCUUUCACCACUCCGACACCAACCAACCGUUCCAUCCCAACAGCAACAUCAACCAUGUCUCGCCAUUGCGACCUUUGUGCCACCCCACCUGGGAUUCUGCUAUUACGAGCCAAAGAAUGGAACUAUCACACGCACCGCUACAUGGUGCUGUUCAUCACCUUCCUUGCCUACGCCUGCUAUCACGCCUCCAGAAAACCCACCGGGAUAGUGAAGAGCGUGUUGUGCCCGGAACACGAGGAUCCAAAGGACGGUUGGAUACCCUUCAACGGCUACGAUGGACCAUCAAAGUUGGGAGAGAUCGACGUGGCAUUUCUCGCGUGUUACUCCAUUGGGAUGUACGUGGCGGGCCACUUGGGAGAUACCCUGGACCUUCGAUUGUUCCUAGCUUCUGGAAUGAUCGGUAGCGGCAUAUUCGUCGGGCUUUUCGGAAUGGGGUACUUCUGGAACGUCCAUUGUUUUUGGUUCUAUCUCUCCAUGCAAAUGAUCGCGGGCAUGUUUCAAGCCACGGGUUGGCCUUCGGUUGUAGCCGUUAUCGGUAACUGGUUCGGAAAGAGGAAGAGAGGGCUUAUCAUGGGAGUUUGGAACGCGCAUACUUCGGUUGGUAACAUUUGUGGCUCUCUUAUUGCUGCCAGUGUUUUGGAUUAUGGAUGGGGUUGGUCUUUUGUUGCGCCUGGUGCUUUGAUCGUGUUUGGUGGGGUCAUUGUUUUUCUGUUCUUGGCUCCUUACCCAGAGGAUGUGGGCUUCUCUUCUUCUUCUUCUUCUUCUUCUUCUUCUUCUUCUGUUCAUGUUGCUGAUGAUAAAGAAGCUCUGGUGCAUAUAACUGGUGAUGGCGCUCUCAGACACGCGUCUGUGAAUAGAAAGGGCAUUGGGCUUGUUGAGGCGUGCAUGAUUCCAGGAGUAAUACCUUUUGCGUUGUGUCUCUUCUUCGCCAAGCUUGUUGCCUACACGUUCUUGUAUUGGUUGCCGUUUUACUUAACUCAUACUGAAAUUGGAGGAAAGUAUAUGUCUGUUAAGUCUGCUGGAAACCUUUCAGCCUUGUUCGAUGUAGGGGGCAUUGUUGGGGGUAUCCUUGCUGGCUAUAUAUCUGAUAAACUCAAUGCCCGUGCUAUAACUGCGGCUAGCUUCAUGUAUGCAGCUAUUCCUUCUAUGCUUUUAUACCAGCAUUAUGGAAGUGUUUCUAUAAAUGCCAACAUUGGUCUUAUGAUGGUGACUGGAUUAUUAGUAAAUGGACCUUAUGCUCUUAUCACCACUGCUGUCUCUGCUGACUUGGGCACACACAGUUCUCUCAGAGGUGAUUCUCGUGCUCUAGCAACAGUGACUGCCAUUAUAGAUGGUACUGGUUCUGUUGGUGCAGCUGUUGGUCCUCUUCUCACUGGGUUCCUGUCAACAAGGGGAUGGACUGAAGUUUUCAUGAUGCUAGUUGUUGGUGCUUUUAUUGCGGGGCUUCUUUUGUCACGAUUGAUCAUAGCAGAAAUUGGAGAGAGAAGUAGUGGAACUCAAAAUCCUGAAGCCACUGCAUCUCAACCGCUUCUGGAGUAGGAAAGAUGACACUGAUCAGGUCCUCAUGAAUCAUUAAAUCUAAUGCUCAAUACAUGUGUUGUAAUGUGAGAAAAUUGUACAGUUUUGUUAAUGACAUCGUCUCUAGCCUGCAGCACCCACUUCACUGUUCAUUUUACAGACGAUUAAAUCAUCUAAUAGACUUAAAGUCCAUUCAUUCAGCCUUCCGAUCAAUUUUUUGUCUAUACUUUGGAAGGUUUCAGAGGAUCUUGAUUCCUUUGCAUCGUGAAUUGGAUGUAUGAAGGGAUAAUUGCGGAGACUGACUGCUUGUACUGAGUCAUCUUGACACUAGACAUUCCAAAGUGUCAUUUAUUACCUUAAUCCUUGUGUGACACUGAUUCAAGGAGCCACCACUUUCAAUUUUGUCAGCAGUAGAUUAGGAUAUAGAGCCAAGUUUCUUCUAUCUUGUUCACAACCCAAAUCCCCCUCCAGCAUCUCAAAUUUUGUUAUCACAAGAUGUUAGUCAUUUCGGCUCGUGUAUGAAAAUAAAUAGAUGAAUAAAUCUCGGUAUAUAGUAUGAUUCCUAUGUUACUUUUGGUUGUGAACUCUACUUUGUGUAUGAGUAGCAGGUAAACCAUAAUUUCUCUCGCCUUCGUUAUGAUUUUCCUCCCUCCUCAGCCUUCGUUAUAAUUGAAUUGUAUCAAUGUCUGUGUUUUCUUUAUUCAUGAAGUCAUGAUGUACAUUUUAACUCAUAAACAUAUUUCGACCGUGCUCUUCAUUUUCCUGUUUCUGAAGAAAUGGCUUCAUCUGAUAUAC